GUCAUCAAUGACUGUUACAGCUGUGAAGGAAGGCUAAAUGAAAACACUCACACGCGCGUUUCCCCUGAGGAGGUGAGACUUCUUCGCUGAUCCAUUGAAACCUUAAUUGCUCGGACCUCACGGACUCUGUCUCUCUCUCUCUCUUUUCCUCGCACACACACACACACGCGCACACACCUGAGAGGAGGGCAGCUUCAUGAGUGCGUGCACGGCGUCGCAUAUUUUCCCGCUCACCUAGGCUAUUUACAGCGUGCCACUUUGGCCCCCACGUGGCCCCUCCCUUACCGGACAGGAUCGAUAAAUGGGUUAACUGUCACCGGGAGUAGUCCGGAUAAACACACCGGGAGAUCCCUUCCCACCCCUCCGCCGCUCGUCCGCUCUGCGCUGUAUCAUUCUCCCCUCUGCGUGGUGCUGAUUCGACAGAGUAGACUGGUUUUAAAUCGUGAUUGUCGAAUUUAUAAGAAGCAACCAUCUUCUCCAUCAUCAUCACCAUCAUCAUCAUCAUCAGCCGCAGCAGUACCGGUUCUUAGACCCAGACCCGUGGGCGGCUGGGUGGUGUCUGUCUGGGAGAGCUGAUAGGACGAAGAUUUGGCACUCUACCUACCAACUGCUCCAUCUCAACAGCACCCCAAAUUCUGAAGACAUGGCGAUGACAAGUGGCGCGUAGACUACGGGAGAGGGGUCCAUUCAUGUGGAUCUGGGCUUUAGCUAAAACGGACAAAAUUUCCCACCACCAUCACCGUCUUCCUCCUUCUCCUCCUCCUCCUCCUCCUCCUCCUCCUACUCCUCCUCCUCCUCCUCCUCAUCUAACCAGUUGAUAUUUUUUGAAAUAACUAUCUGGAAAGUGGGGAGCACAUGACACACGGGUGAAUUCCCGAGGCAGGUCCCACUCACAGACUGAAUGAGUCCAUCUCUGGCUGUUGGACGGACUCCUCAAGAGCACAGGACGGAUGCAAACGGACUAAACACAUCUUGGCAACUGAAAACACCUUCUGUCUCUCUGCCAACGGUGCUCUAACCGAACGGACUGACUGUCACACCGGAGGACCGGUCGUUUCACGGGCAGGGAGAAGAUGCCAUUCCACCAUGUGCGGGCGGGCCUGCUCUAUCCAGACAACUACCUGAGCAGCUCCCUGACGGAGGGCAGCGAAGCCUUCCAGCUCACCAGCAUCUCCACAGAGGAGCUGGGAGAGAUCCGUGAAGCGUUUCGCGUUUUGGAUCGUGAUGGAAAUGGUUUCAUCUCCAAACAGGAGCUGGGCAUGGCCAUGCGCUCCCUGGGUUACAUGCCCAGCGAAGUGGAGCUGGCCAUCAUCAUGCAGAGACUGGACAUGGAUGGGGACGGCCAGGUGGACUUUGAGGAGUUCAUGACGAUACUGGGGCCCAAGCUGCUGUCGACGGAGAACAGGGAAGGAUUCCUGGGCAACACCAUAGACAACAUCUUCUGGCAGUUCGACAUGCAGCAGCUGUCUCUGGAUGAACUGAAGCAGGUGCUGUUCCACGCCUUCCGGGACCACCUGACGAUGAAGGACAUAGAGAACAUCAUCAUCACUGAGGAGGAGAGCCUCAAUGAAACCUCAGGGAACUGCCCUGAGUACGAGGGAGUUCAUCCUAAGAAGAAGAACCGGCAGACGUGCGUCAGAAAAAGCCUGAUCUGCGCCUUCGCCAUGGCUUUCAUCAUCAGUGUCAUGCUCAUCGCAGCCAAUCAGAUGCUGCGGAACGGCAUGGAGUAACCAAUUGCACUGUGAGCAUGGGGAGUGGACAGAACAGCCAUGACCUCACAUCUUGUCUUUGCAGCCAAAGCUGGACCAGCCACAACCCAAGCACUUCUCUAAACAAUCAGUUGAGUUUCUUUUUUUUUGUUGUUGUUGUUGAUUGUUUUGUCUAAUUUGAACAAUGGACGAUGUAAGAGAAAUGAAGAGAUAUGUUUUUGUUUUGCAUUGAAGAUGUCACCAUGUAGAGUUACUGGACUUACUGGUCAUGGGGAACCUGAACUGCAAAAGAAUUCUGUUUUUAUAUGAAUCACUGGAAUAAAUGGAGGGUUUUUAUUUCGCAGUUUUUGAGACCGAGACCACCCUUUAAACUUGAUUUUCUAAUUACCGAAAAUGUUUAUCAGGUGCUUUGAGCCAUUCCUAAUUUCAAAAACAAACAAUAGUUAUAAUGAGGACUGCAUAUUUACCCUCCAGGAGUUACGCUGAAUGUGAGCUGAGUGAAUGUGGGCGCUGAAUGUUGGGCACAGUAUUUAAAUGCAUCGUCAGAUUCCUCACAUCUUACGUCGCCAUGUAUGGGCAUCGCACUUUUUGUGAAACAUUUACGUCCUUCGCUCAGUACACUAGUCUGGGAACACAUUGAAUCUUUAUGUGUAUCCACAAAAAGCACAACUCAAUACUCAGUGAGGGACCAUUUAAGAAUCAUCCCGGUCCCGCUGUCACCACAUACUUACUGAUUGAUUGCCUGAACAUUCAUGUGGUGUGUUGUCGAUAAACACAAUGUAAACUCAGGCUGUCUGAGAGGGGUAAAAUAUACAAAGGAGAAAGAUCUCAAAUGAAAUAUCUGUGAAGCUAUAAAAAAUCACACAGUAACAGGACCAGACUGAAGCUUUUUCUUUUCUUUUUUUUUUUUUGUCAUGUGCUGGAAAAAAAGAUUUCAGCUCAAUAUCUUAUUGUUAUGCUGCCCAACAGCUGUGGUAAAUGCACACAAAUGCAUGCCAGUAUAUACACUGCCAUACCAAACAUUUCUCUGACUCCCACGUCCCUGUGGAUUUCACUGUAUAUAUAGUAUUACUUAGCUUGUGUAAUGUAUUAUUCCUCUCAAUGGGUGAAUGUAUGAAGAAACAGAAACUAGUGAGCUAUAUCAGGGAUAUACAGUAGAGCUGUGACACUGUUGGUACAGAUGUUGUCUUGAAAAAGGUUGCGGUCUGCUGGUUGAAACGAGAACUGCAGCUUGAACGGCCAGGCUUGUUCAGGAAGAAGAAGAAACGCCACUGCUGUGAAUGCGCUUCGAUUGUUUGUUGUGUCAGUGAAGGCAAGGUCAGCUGGGUCUGCGCUGGUGACCGUUCAUUAAUAUUCUUUCCACGAACCCAAAGUAUGCUGUUGCACCAGUUGCUCAGGACUGGAUCGAAGACCGAAGGUGACUGCUUCUGAUAGUUUCUGGGGUCAGAGCCAUAUUUUAUGGCCCAGACAUAAUCGCUCUACAGUUUUACUGAGAUGAAAAAAGUUCGGGAGAGACCUUGAAGGUGUUUGCCAUCACGCUCCCUUUCUUUUAUAAUGGAGCCGACCGAGGUUGAACAUCUCAAUGACGCCGCAGAAUAAAUGGGGAAUGUGUUUUAUGGGGGUCUUGAUCUGGACAAUAGAGUAAUGUCAUUGUUUAUCUAUGACAUUAUAUUGUAUCGUGUUUUGCUAUUUCCUCAAAUUCUGUUGGAUCACAGGGCAAUCGACGAGUUUUGAUAAACACAUUAAAGGAAUUACACAGCUCGAGCAAGAAUUGUUUCUAUUAUUUUACAUGUGAAAUGGAUAGAUAUUGUAUUAAUAUUGCCCAGCCCUAUGUAGAUACUGAGUUCCACGUUGGCGUUCAUUACUGUCAAUAGCAACAUAUAGGAUGUUGAUUCCUAAAUAGCAUUUUAGGAGUCUGGUUUGUUCCCAUUAAGACCUUUUAAUCAAACCAAAAUGCGCAAACAUGGGAGAUUAUUGUCAAGGUUAGACAAGAACUAAAGAAGGCGAGAGGGCUUUCUUUUAAAAUAAACAAAUAGCUUUGUAAGUUGAAGUAUCACAGCAAAAAUGUAUAAUACUGUAAAUCAGUAUGCAUGUUGUUGUUUAGGUUUCCAUGUCUUUAAAAGACAGGGAAUCCAGUUACUCUUUCGUUGUGGUGGCACAGCCUUGGUUUAAAUGUAGGUAUCUAUGUACUUCUGUCACAUAUUUGACUUUCCAAUUUAUACUGUAAUAGCCAUUUUUUCUAGUUUCUACCAGCGAUUAAUCAAAUCAGAGUGCAGACGAGGGCAUUUUCAUAAAUAUGCAAAUACAAGGUCACAUCCUCCUCAUCUCUGUUUCACAUCAUUUAGAGUAGAGUCUGUAGGCCUCACCGUGGAUGCUUACACAGAAGCCAGAUACAUUGUGUGUUUUAGUCAUACUGGGUUUUAAUAGGAUGUUCUCACCACCUCAUUGUCCUGUAUAAACUACCGUUUUACCGUGUGCUACACUUUCCCUCGUAAGUUCGUCUUUGAUAUCCUCAACACACCAACAUUUGACCAAUGGACCGUGUCUUCAACUUUGUCUGUUAGCACCAUGGCCCUUUUGAAACCAGCAUAGACCACUUUAUCUUAACAAUUUUCCGGGUGAGUGUGUCAUUCAGACAUCCUUGCAUGGCUAUGUAAGGGAAACUUGUUUGAGAUACCUUUUUGAAGUUUACAUUACUAUACUGUACAUCUGUAACAGGACAGGAUCGGUUCAUGAUUUUCACGUUCUUGGAGGUUGCUUUUGAGAUUUGUUUUUACCAAAAUAUGUUUUUACCAGUUGUAGAUUGUAUAAAGACAAAACUAAACACAGAUAUGUAAUACAACCUUGGCAUGCUGCUUAAAAACGGAGGAAGAAAACAGCAAUAGUUACCAACUGAAUGGAUAUUUAAAAAUGCAAAUAACACAUUUAAUCUGUUUAAUCUAAAAUGAAUAUAUCCAUAUAUGUUUAUGCAAUAAAACCUGGUUUUGAUA
Mugil cephalus (flathead mullet) is the source of this 4699-nucleotide messenger RNA. RefSeq names its product calneuron 2 (gene caln2). Bases 1074 to 1730 code for a protein of 218 amino acids. The record is from RefSeq and is a predicted model, not a curated record. The transcript has 6 exons. NCBI's taxonomy places the organism in Eukaryota, Metazoa, Chordata, Actinopteri, Mugiliformes, Mugilidae. Gene Ontology annotation, molecular function: calcium ion binding.